GUUAUUAAACUGCUGGCUACAUUCCCGCAUUCUGGCAACGCCUCCAGCAUGUUUUGUUCAGCAAUACGUAACAUUUUAAGAAAUUCACUAAACGCGGCUGAAAACCGAGCAAUUACCUCUCAAAUACGGAAUCUGCGAGGACAACAAACCCGGCACGAGAUAGAAGUGUUAGCUUCACCGAGUAUAAGCAGCAAAGAUGAUGACAAGAAGAAAGAGUCUGCGGAACAUAAAGGUUCCAAAGAAGUGGCUCUGGAUUUCCGAAACCGGGAGGCCCAUGUGCCCUCCUUCAAUUUAGCGGCCUAUGUGAAUAACUCGAGUACCCUGCAGCAAUUUAUCAGUUUGGGAGUGAAUCUGCACAGUAUAGAAAGGCGAAAAGGAUUGGGGGACUUUGUGCUGAAGCUGGAUUUCGAGAAGAAUGUGAAACCCUACAUAACCUUCCUGGUGGACCAGGGCAUAUCACCCGAUGACUUCGCCAGGAUGUUCACCAAGAACCCGCUGCUGUUCAAGGAGGACUUGGAUGAUCUGCAGACCAGGGUGGACUAUCUGAAAAGCAAGAGAUUCUCGGACGAAGCCAGACAAAGGAUUCUCACCCACAAUCCUUAUUGGCUGAUGUUUUCCACCAGACGCGUGGAUCGUCGAUUGGGCUACUUCCAAAAGGAGUUCAAAUUAAGCGGCCAUGAUCUCCGACUCUUGGCCACCAGAGAACCCAAUGUCAUUACCUACAAUAUGGAGCACCUGCGGAAGUCUGUGUUCACCCUAAAGGAGGAAAUGGGAUUCAAUGCCAAAGAGCUAAGUGCUCUGGUGGUUCGAAAGCCCCGCUUAUUGAUGAUUUCUCCGGAUGAUCUUGUCGAGCGAUUUUGUUAUAUUCACCAAGAUAUGGGCCUUCCGCAUGCCCAGAUUGUGCAGUGCCCAGAACUUUUGGCGUCCCGCGAAUUUCGACUGCGGGAACGUCAUGAGUUCCUAAAAUUGCUUGGCAGAGCUCAAUAUGAUCCGCAAAAGGACCUGUAUAUAUCGCCAAAGACUAUAGUGGAAGGCAACAAUUUUUAUUUCAUCAGAAAUGUGGCUAAAAGUGAUUUGGAGACAUUUGAUUUGUUUUUGAAAACGAGAUGAGAAUAAAACGAAACACGAAAUAA
Messenger RNA from Drosophila erecta, 1133 nucleotides. It is a transcript of the gene mTerf3, whose product is annotated as transcription termination factor 3, mitochondrial. Gene Ontology annotation, cellular component: mitochondrion. NCBI's taxonomy places the organism in Eukaryota, Metazoa, Arthropoda, Insecta, Diptera, Drosophilidae. Gene Ontology annotation, molecular function: double-stranded DNA binding. Bases 49 to 1110 code for a protein of 353 amino acids. Gene Ontology annotation, biological process: mitochondrial ribosome assembly; regulation of DNA-templated transcription. The transcript is spliced from 2 exons. The record is from RefSeq and is a predicted model, not a curated record.